CAAAACAGCUGUCUUUGCAAUCUUUCCUCCGCCAACCACAUCCUUAUUUUCCUCUCAAUCCUUCACCACCCAGCGCCCCUCUCCAUUCUCAGGAAAAAAAUGGCGGCAUGGGGAAACCUGAAGAACAUCUUCGAGAAACCAGCAACAGACUCCCAUUCUCCAUGUGCACAAAACCUUCCUUCAACAUCCUCUAACUCCUCCUACGAUAUCUUCCGCGAACUCUGCCAUUCUUCCUCCUCCUCCUCUCCUCCCAUUCUCCAAUCCAUCACCACAUCGCCGGAACCCCAUAGCGGAGCCGCCGUCGAGAUAUUCGGCGAGCUCUGCUACGCCGAAAAAUCCGAUUUUUAUCCCUGCAGCGAUGCGGAGACAGAGAAAAGAAGCAGUUGUGAGAAGGUGGGAGAGUGCGUGAGAAGCUAUUCCGAUGUCAGGCCGAGAAUAGCUGGAUUUCCGCCGCCGAUAUCGACCAUAGGGAGCGGGGGGAAGCCGAGAGUGUAUUUCAAAUCGAUUAGAAAAGAUGGGAGAUUUGUUUUGAGGGAAAUAAGGAUUCCGAAGCAGAGAUUGUUGCAGACGAGGAGGGAAGAUGGGAGGUUGAAGAUGAGAGUUUUGCGGCCGAGAGAGGAGGAGGAGGAGGAGGAGAUGAGGGGUGGAGGAGAAGAAGGAUGAGUUGUUGGU
Messenger RNA from Phalaenopsis equestris, 672 nucleotides. RefSeq lists its product as uncharacterized. Lineage: Eukaryota; Viridiplantae; Streptophyta; Magnoliopsida; Asparagales; Orchidaceae. The record is from RefSeq and is a predicted model, not a curated record. The transcript has a single exon. Bases 100 to 663 code for a protein of 187 amino acids.